GAAAACGUCUUUAAAAUUAUAGUAAUAAUAAUAUAAGUAAUAUUAUAAUACAAUAUAUGUAAUUGCUACUCACGUUAAAGUCACGUUAUUUACCUUGAUGUUUUGGUCCGUGUCACUAGGAGGCGGCCGUCAGUUUGACUCAUGAUUACGUCUAAAGAAGAAGAUCAUUACCAUCACUAACCACAUCAUAUUCGCCGCUCAUCAACACACUGGAAACAUUUAGACAUAGUACUGCAUGUGGUGAUGGAUGGAAAAACGAGCGACCCCUUUAGCAGUGAGACGGAGCAGCUUCCUGGGGCAGGAAUAGUGGGGAGGCUGUGGCUGCCCAAAGGUCUGUCUGGUAAUGUGAUUAAGGAUUGGUUGGAUCGCAGGCGGAAGGCUAUCCGUCCGUGGGGCAGCUUCGUAGAUCAGCGCAAGUUCUCCAAACCCCAACAUUUUGGAGAGCUCUGCCAACGUGUGGUGAGAAACCUGAACACCUACCACAGCAACUACACCUUCAUCUUCCUGGGACUCAUCCUCUACUGCAUUUUCAGUUCCCCAGUACUGUUGAUUGCAUUGGGAGUGUUUUCUGGUGCCUUCUAUAUAAUCCACUUGAAAACACUGGAAAAGAAGCUGGUUGUUUUUGGCCGUGAGUUAACACAGGGACACCAGUUAGGUUUAGCAGGAGGAGUUUCCUUCCCUGUGUUCUGGCUAGCUGGAGCGGGAGCAGCUGUGUUCUGGAUACUAGGUGCCACACUGGCUGUUAUUGGCUCGCAUGCAGCAUUUCGUGAGAUGGAGUCUUCUGACGUGGAGGAGCUGCUCAUGGAACCUGUUUAAAAGGACACCUCUCACCUUUGAACAUUUGUCUCAUUUUAACCUGAAAUGUCUUGCCUCAUAAUUUAUAUUGCCACAUAUUUGUUGUACAGCAUUGUAAUAUGCAUCAAUAAAUUAAACAAUAUCAACAUACUCAUAGACAAACCAGCAAAUGAAAUAAGGAUAGACUGUUAAACUGACUUUCAAGACAGAUCAAGCACAUUUAAAGACCUCAAAUGCCUUCAGAAUGGUACCUAAUGGAGAUCAUUUUCAUUUGAUACUUAAAUAAUAUUAUUUACUUCAUCAACAUCCUCUAAUAAAACACAAACCAAACUUACUGUGACCCAAAGCAUACGCCUAACUCAAAAGCUUAAAGUUAUAAUUUACC
This is a messenger RNA of Myxocyprinus asiaticus (Chinese sucker), 1180 nucleotides long. RefSeq names its product prenylated Rab acceptor protein 1-like. The transcript is spliced from 6 exons. The record is from RefSeq and is a predicted model, not a curated record. The coding region runs from base 244 to 816 and encodes 190 amino acids. Gene Ontology annotation, cellular component: Golgi apparatus. Lineage: Eukaryota; Metazoa; Chordata; Actinopteri; Cypriniformes; Catostomidae.